This is a messenger RNA of Cyprinodon tularosa, 1107 nucleotides long. RefSeq lists its product as uncharacterized. Gene Ontology annotation, biological process: response to bacterium. The coding region runs from base 1 to 1038 and encodes 345 amino acids. The record is from RefSeq and is a predicted model, not a curated record. NCBI's taxonomy places the organism in Eukaryota, Metazoa, Chordata, Actinopteri, Cyprinodontiformes, Cyprinodontidae. The transcript has 5 exons.
AUGGAGCCACUUUUUAUUUUCUUCUUGCUUCUUUGCAAAAUCUGCGAAGUGUUUAAUGAUGUCAAAACCUCAGAUAUUAUUGAGGAAACUGGCGUUAAGACAGCUAAAGUUGGACAGACUCUGACUUUACGCUGCUCCUGUCAGCAUGAGGCUGUAACUUCCUUUCUUUGGUACAAGCAAAGUCUUGGAGGUAAACCUUGUAUGAUAUCAAAACGUUUGAAGAACAGCAAAGAAGCCAUAAUCUCCUCAGCAUAUAAAGAUAGAUUUCAAGUUGUUUCAGGGCCAAAAGAAGGACUCAAUGAUUUAACAAUCAAAGACCUUCAGCCGUCGGAUUCUGGGAUGUAUUACUGUGUUGUUUUAGAAUUCAAUGCCAUUGAAUUUGGACAAGGAAUCUUCCUUCGUGUCAAAGCAGUUUCAUCAAACUCCCAGUUGCCUAUUCAACAGUCUACGUUGACUCCUCUACAAAUCGGAGAUUCACUAAAUCUGAGCUGUAGCCUGUCUGCUGAACCAUGCAAAGGAGAACAGAGCCUUUACUGGUUGAGACAUACUGCCUCCCAACCCUCACUCAUGUAUCCCAGUGCAAAAAGCUGUAUAGGUCUUAAAAAUGGACCCCUUCAUGGUGUUAAUUGCACUUCAAACCUUGAGUUAAAUUAUGUGAUGUCCUCGGAUGCUGGGACCUACUACUGUGCUCUGGCCUCAUGUGGGAUGGUUGUAUUUGGAGAAGGAACAAAUGUGGAGAUUUUAGUGCAUUCUCUCCUGGUGUAUUUCCUGAGUGUGGCCCUCACUUUCUCCAUUAUUGGGCUCCUUGCUUUGUCUUUCCUGAGACAUAAACUAAAGGCCAAGCUAUGCUUGUCCUGCAAAGGGACUGGUAAACCACAGUCUUCUGGAGCCCUUGACGUCACUGUCAGUGCGGAAAACGAGACAGAAAGUCUCCAUUAUGCUGCUCUGGAUCUAAAGAGGAGAGUUGAAGAACAGCAGCAAGAGGACAACGCUGUGAGCAUUUGUGUGUAUUCCAGAGUGAGAAGCAAAAAAGAAUAAAGCAUGCCUUUCAUGUCUGAUCCCAUUGGAAGGAACAGCCUCCAUCAUGCAUGAAACUAUAACAUAUAG